Molecule: messenger RNA, 7640 nt
Organism: Xenopus tropicalis (tropical clawed frog)
Lineage: Eukaryota; Metazoa; Chordata; Amphibia; Anura; Pipidae
Gene: dnajc6
Product: DnaJ heat shock protein family (Hsp40) member C6
Cellular component (GO): clathrin-coated vesicle; presynapse
Molecular function (GO): hydrolase activity; phosphoprotein phosphatase activity
Source: RefSeq, marked validated
GCCAGGGACCCUGUGACCUUUGACAGGUUUUGAAAGGCAAAUGAAAUGACAACAAUUCGCUAAGCAGCUGGAUUCCUACUGAUUCCUACUGAACGAGAGGAUGACACAUUUCGCAGAUCCAGCUGGUGGACAGCAACGGGGAUACGAGUAACAAGGAGCGGCCGGGGAGCAGGCAAGGAGUGAGCGGGGCGGCGGCGGCAGUGACAGCCCAAUCCGGAGCAGCGGCAGCAGCCAGAAGCCCGGCCAGGCAGGCAGACUGCGGCAGCAGCAGCACCAUGGACAGCUCAGGUGCAUCGUCUCCAGAUCUGGAAUCCAACUAUGGAGGUGGGCUCUUGGAUAUUGUUAAAGGCGGAGCAGGUCGUCUUUUCAGCAACUUGAAAGAUAACCUUAAGGACACACUGAAGGAUACUUCUUCUAAAGUGAUGCAAUCAGUUGCAAGCUACACAAAAGGAGAGCUGGACAUUUCCUAUAUUACCUCAAGGAUUAUUGUGAUGUCGUUCCCAGCAGAAGGAGUGGAACUGGGUUUCAGAAACCACAUUGAAGAUGUGCGUUCAUUCUUAGAUUCAAGGCAUCUGGAGCAUUACACAGUGUUCAAUUUGUCUCAAAAAUCUUACCGUAGUGCCAAGUUUCACAACAGGGUCUCUGAAUGCAGCUGGCCUGUAAGACAAGCUCCAAGUCUGCAUAAUUUAUUUGCAGUUUGUAAGAACAUGCACAACUGGUUACAGCAGAACCCCAAAAAUGUCUGUGUAAUACACUGCAUGGAUGGUCGUGCAGCCUCAGCAGUCUUGGUCAGUGCUAUGUUUUGUUUCUGCCAUCUCUUUUCGAACCCCAUCUCUGCAAUUCAGUUACUUAAUGCUAAACGCCCAGGAAUAGGACUAUGGCCGUCACAUAGGAGGUAUAUUGGCUAUAUAUGUGACCUGGUAUCUGACAAGCCUCCGCAGCUCCACCGCAAACCUAUUAUUAUUAAAUCUGCCACCAUCAGCCCGGUACCAUGUUUCAACAAGCAAAGAAAUGGCUGCCGGCCAUUCUGUGAAAUUCUUAUUGGAGAAACUAAAAUUUUCAGCACAAUGCAGGACUAUGAAAGGAUGAAGGAAUAUCGUGUUCAGGAAGGCAAGGUUGCGUUCCCAUUGGGGGUGACAGUUUAUGGCGAUAUAGUUGUCUCUGUGUUUCACAUGAGGUCUACAAUUGGGGGAAGGCUUCAAGCAAAGAUGACGAAUACGCAAAUAUUACAGAUCCAAUUUCACACUGGAUUUAUUCCACUUGGAACAACAGUAUUAAAGUUUUCUAAGCCAGAAUUGGAUGCUUGCGACUCCCCAGAAAAAUAUCCUCAGCUGUUUCAUGUGCUGCUGGAUAUAGAUAUUGAAGGCACAGACAGGCAGGUGGACCUAACACCUCCUUGGGAAAACUUCUCAUCAAAAGAUGUUAAUCCGAGCAUCCUGUUCUCUUCUCAACAGGAACAGCAAGAUGCACAUGCAAUCGGUGCCAGAGCUCCAGCUGAACCACAUCAGGAUAACAUAAGAAACGCUGGCCAGGGAGCAUUUUUUUCGUCUUUAAGUUGGCAAGAUCAAAAGUCUGACAAGGCAAGUUCUCAUCCAGUCUCAGAGGAUCGAGCCGCCUUGGUACAUGAAGAAAGCGAACCAUCUGAUGAUGAACUUUUGUCCCUCUCCAGCCAGCACAGUAACACCAGUGGCGAAAAACAACAUGGCACUCCAAAGCACAAAAAACUGGAGCCACUGGCCCCUCCCAUGCCACCCCAGGAUGCUGAUCUUUUGGGGCUGGAUGUAAAUUUAGAGAAAAGUGCCCCUGCUUCCCAGCCAAAAGCACCUCCUACAAAUUCUGAUUUAUUAAAUGAUCUUUUUGGUGCUGUGACUCCAGGAGCUAAGCCUUCUUCUGAGGCUCUGUUUCACUCAGGAGGAAUCAGCUCUGCAAACUCAACUCCAAGACGAUCUACAGCGUCUCCAUCCCAGUCUCCAAAAAUAGGAGAAGCUGCUGCCUUUGAUCCUUUCGGAUCUAGUCCUAAGCAGCCAGCUCAGGACUUACUUGGUUCUUUUCUCAAUACUUCAAAUGCCACAGGCAGUGAUCCUUUUGUCCACACUACAAGAAGUCCAUCACCAACACCAACAGUUCAUAUUGAUCCAUUCAACAUGGCUCCUCCUUCAGUGUCUAUCCAGCCUGAAGCAUCUUCGCCUUGGGAUUGGAAUACUACAUCACAAGGUGGUUUGAAUGUAGGAAGUCGAUCAGCAGCUACAAGCCCCACUGCAUCUCCACACGGUACCCCUCUUCAUCAACCCAAACCACAAAGCCUUGAUCCAUUUGCUGACAUUGGGGCACUGGGUGCAAAUCUAGCUGGUGGGUCAUCCUUUGCCAGUAAGCCAACGACACCAACUGGUUGUGGUGGAGGCUUUCCACCAUCACCGCAGCACACUGGAGGGGGGUCCUGGCAGUCCGGUACUGGAUAUUCUUGGCAACAGACACAGUCUAAAUCACAACAAAAUAUCCCACACUCUUCACCACAAAGCAAACCCAACUAUAACAUUAGUUUCUCAGGCACAGGCAGUGGCCAGAAUGACAGAGGAAAAAAUGCAUGUAAUGUUGACACAAAACAGAAGUUCUGCGCUGACAAUUUUGAAGACUUGCUGUCUAGUCAAGGUUUUAAUGCGCAUAAAGAAAGAAAAGGGCCAAGGACUAUAGCAGAAAUGAGGAAAGAGGAAAUGUCAAAGGAAAUGGACCCAGAGAAAUUAAAGCUAUUGGACUGGAUUGAAGGCAAAGAAAGAAAUAUCAGAGCUUUGCUCUCUACGAUGCACACAGUGCUAUGGGCAGGAGAAACUAAAUGGAAACCUGUUAGUAUGGCUGACCUGGUAACUCCAGAACAAGUUAAAAAGGUGUAUCGUAAAGCUGUGCUAGUGGUCCAUCCAGAUAAAGCAACUGGGCAGCCAUAUGAGCAAUAUGCAAAAAUGAUUUUCAUGGAGCUAAAUGAUGCCUGGUCAGAAUUUGAAAAUCAAGGCCAGAAACCACUUUAUUAGUCUUCUACAUACUCUUGGUCUUCUGCAGAUCCAUUUUCAAAGCACCAACACCCUUAUGUUAUGUUUGGGUUCAGUCAGAGGAAAAGUGACUUCAUAUUUCUUUCAAAUCCACAAGUGCAAAUUCCUAAUCUGCUCAACACAAAAAAAUAUCCAUUCUGCUUUCUAUUCCUCACCUCUAUUUUUGUGUUAUUUACUUUUUUUUUUUUUGUAAAGACUUUAAACAAAGGUUUUAUCAGAAGUAACUGAAUGAAACCCCUGAAUAUUCCAAGUGUAAUGUCUAUACAUGAGAAAGGGACUAGUGCAUCUAUGAGCUCUGUGGGCUGCUAGUAAGCUGCAAUAUUGUUGGUUGUAGCUAAUACCCAAAUUGUCAGUAAAAUAUUUAUGAGUAGGACCUUUUGGCAUUUACAGAAAUGUGAAUAUGCCAAGUAUGGUGAAAUACUGCAUGACACAAUUUAACCAGCCUUCAUUAUUGCAUUCAGAUCAAUUACAGUAAACUUUAACUUUUUUUUAAAAACAAAACUUUAUAUUUCAUGGAGCUGCUUCUAAUUUGGGAUUAAAUAGGAUUCAAGGGCAUUUACAAAGGUGUUUUGUUUGUGAGGGCUUGUCUUAGUUGGCUGGUUUAUAAAUACACAUCUCAUUAGGAGAUAACUGAAUAUCUACAUGGAUGCUAUUGUGUGAAAUUUGGUUUUUACCCCCAAAGGAUUUUUAUUUUUGCACAAUGUUUGGCAACCACAAAAGUUUUCCAUACAUUAAAUAUGGAGACGUAUUCCAAAAAAACAACACUGUUCGCUGACUUGGCAAUGAGGAAAUCAGAAGGGGGAUAAUGGAAGAUAUUCUAUGAGUAAAACCCUGUCAUGUAAGUUGUAAGGUUUACAUAAGCACGUAAGACAUUUUCUUCUCAUUAAGGCUGCUAACGUCAGCAAGCACUUUCAGGCAUAGUGAAUUCUUUCCAUACAUAUCUUAGAAGAUAUUUUAUGGUGCCUGAUUCAGGGUAAUUAAACAGCUUGCCCAAAGAUAUAGGUUUCUGUCACUAAACCCAAGAUUCUCAUGUCUUGACGUACCUACUGAACAAUGACAAAACACUGGCAAGAAAAGCCAGGCAUUGUGUAUAAUGACAUAUCACUUUUUUGUGAGACAGGUUUCGUUAUCAUGCUAUUUUAGUUGGUUUGUGUUUCCAAUUCUAAGCUGCUAUAUUGUUUUUAUAUUUUUUUUCAUGUGCAUGACACAAAGUUUUUUAUUUUUAUUCUUGACCAAGAGGUAUGGAAACUGUAUAUUUGUGUUUAUUUAUUUAUUUACACCACAAAAUGUGGGGCUAAACAUUAUUUCAGCAGAAAAAAUGCUUAUUGCAUACCAGGUUAUUUUUGUCAUAUUGAAUUGGCUGUAAGGGUAAAGAAAAAACUUAGCCCCUCUCGGGGAGAACCAAAGAAGUCUAACUUGGGAUGCACCAAAUCCACUAUUUUAGGAUCUGGCCGAACCCUGAAUCCUUUGAGAAAGAUUCGGCCGAAUACUGCAUAUGCAAAUUAUGGUAAGGAAGUGGUAACAAGAACUGCAUGCACAAAGUGUGCGGCAAUAACUUUUCAACUUCCAUGUUUAUCUGACAAAAAGUCAUAUGAUUUUAAAGGAAUAUUGUCAUGGGAAAACAUGUUUUUUUCAAAACACAUCAGUUAAUAGAGCUUCUCCAGCAGAAUCCUGUGUUGAAAUCCAUUUUUUAAAAACACAGAAUUUUUUUAAUUUUUAAAUUUCACAUGGGACUAGCCAUAUUCUUCAUUUCCUAGGCCAUGUGAUAAGCUUUGAUAAGCUGAUAAACAGUAGCCGAUCAGUAGAACAAUGAGAAGGUAGCAAGAUAGCAGCUCAGAAUAGCACUCAAUGGUAACAAAUCCAAGUCCAGUUUGGGACUCCUCCAGUUACAUGGGAGUAGGAGAAACAAUAGGUUGCCUGAAAGCAGUUCUAAUGUGUAGCGCUGGCUCCUUGUAAAAGCUCAGACUUAGGCACAAUGCACUGAGAUGGCUGCCUACACACCAAUAUUACAGCUAAAAAAUAUACAUUUGUUGGUUCAAGAAUAAAAUUUUAAGUGGUAGAGUGAAUUAUUUGCUAUGUAAACAGUGUAAUUUAGAAAUAAAAAAUAUACCAUAAAAAUCAUGACAGUAUCCCUUUAUGGAUUCAGAUUUGGUUUGGCCAGAAGCAUGGAUUCGGCUGAAUUCGAAUCUUGCUGAGAAGAAUCUUGGCUGAAUCCCGAACUGAAUCCUGUAUUCGGUGCAUCCCUAAAGGGUAGAUUUAUCAAAAUGUGAGUUUUUUUGUAUUAAGCUCUAAACUCACAUUUUGAUACAUCUGCCCCUAAAUCUAACCUUGCUCUUUGCCCACAGAUUUCCCAUUCAUUUGGAAGUUAAAUAUGCUUCCUAUAGGCAGCACAUCUUAAAUCCAAGUGAUCCAGAAAUAGCUGUGCAAUCAGAAUGGCCCUGAUUGCAUGACAAUCAUGGAUCCUCAUUAACACAAGACACAAUUCCUGAUGUUUUGUCUCAGCCAUUUUACUAUGGAAAAAUCUGCAAUGACAGCCUAGGUGCCACUGUGUAUAAACAAAUGGUUUGUUAUUGUUUCCAGGAUGAUAACAGCUGUAUUUGCCUGCCUAGACUAAGGGGCUGAUUUACUAAUCCACGAAUCCGAAUGAGAAAAAUUUGCAUUGGAAACGAACAUUUUGCGACUUUUUCGUGUUUUUUGCGAUUUUGCCGUUACGAUUUGCUCGUAUAUUGUCGCAACUUUUUCGUAUUGAGCGCUUGUAAACGGCGGGCAAAACUUUCAGACUUGGCAUGAUUUUGGAAGCCUCCCAUAGGACUCAAUGGCACUCUGCAGCUCCAACCUGGCCCAAGAAAAGUCACAAUACUGAAGCUUGAAUGAAUCCGAAACUUUCGUACUUGGCGCGAUGGCUACGAAAAAGUCGCAACAAUUCGCGCAAGUCGUAACGCUACGAAAAAGCCAUAAUGGCUACGAAAAAGUUGCAACAAUUUACGAAAAAAUCGCAAAAUACCGAUCAUUACGAAAAAACGCAUUCGGACGCUUUUCGGACGUUCGUGGAUUAGUAAAUGUGCCCCUAAGGAUGUCCACCAAGCAAUCCUCAGUGAAUUGUGCUGGGAAUUACACAUUAAAACAUAUGUAGAGCCAUGGGUUGCCUCUACCUGGCCUAAACCAAAAAUGAUACUUUAACAAAUGAUGAGAAUGAAUUUCUGCUGCACUUCCCAAUAUCAACUGCUACUAGCCACCUUUGGUACCUUUAUAACAAUGGUUUCAGAUUCAACAAGUUAUUUGUUUGUGAACUGUAUAUUCUAUACAGAAAAAAACCCAAAUCCAUAAUGUUUGUUUGCAGUUUGCACAUGCAUCUUUAUUGUUAAAUGUUUGUUUUAGUAAAACUGUAUGGACAUUUAGCAAAGUGUUGAUAAAUGAAAAAAAUAUCAAACUGGGAAAUAAUGCAAUUUAUUGUUUUUUUAAUGCUUUAUAGAGUACCUAAACCAUCCCUUCUCUGCAUGUUGGCAUUUCAGCAGUACAGGUAUGGGACCUGUUAUCCAGAAUGCUCGGGGCCUUGGGUUUUCUGGAUAAGGGAUCUUUCCGUAAUUUAGGUCUCCAUAGCUUAAGUCUGUUAAAAAUCAUUUAAACAUUGAAUAAACCCCACAGGAUUGUUUUGCCUCCAAUAAGGAUUCAUUAUAUUUUAGUUGGGAUCAAGUGCAAGGUACUGUUUUAUUAUUACAGAGAAAAAGGGAAUAACAUUUAAAAAUUAGAAUUAUUUUCUUAUAAUGGAGUCUAUGGGAGAUGGCCUUUCCGUAAUUUGUAACUUUCUGGAUAACGGGUUUCCGGAUAAGGGAUCCCAUACCCGUACAUGGGUGAAAGCUUAUUGCUUGUCAUAACAAAUGAAUACUUCACAUGCACCAAUAGCUAUAGUACAGUCAGUGGUCAUAAACAGAUGGCGCUUUCACCAAUAACCGUCUAUGGAGAAUAUCUGGCCCCCGGCAAGAAAUUCAGUGCUUCCACUUUAAAGUCUAAAUAAAAAUGCACAUACAAACCUUUAUUUUAAUAUAAAUUGAGAAGUAAUCAAACAACUUUGCAGUUGGCAACUGUAUGGAGACAGUUGUCCUUAUGGCAUCCUGUAGCACGCAUCUCCAACCCAUGGCACUUCACUUGUUGCCAAACUACAACUAUAGAGCUGCAGUUUGGACAUUCCUGCUCUAGAGUUACAUACAGAAUAUUUCCAUAGUUUCCACGUUUAUUUACAUAACUAUAAUUCUAAUCGGGAUACUUUUUUUUAAUAAUUACAUGCAAUAUUUUUUUUAUGUGUCAGUCUUUUAUUUGAUUUUGCUUUUGUUUAAAUGUCCCACAAAAGUUGUACUACCUGCACAGAUAUUCUGUUAACCUUUUAUAUGCAACUCCCCUGAGAAGAAAAGAGCAAUUAACAGAAGAGGUGAUGAGAGUGUAUGCAUUAAUGAAACUGAGCUUUUGAACAAACAUUUGCUUGUCAUAUUUAAAUUUUUUCUUGGAAUGUGAAUAAUGUUUCUGUGAUUUGUUAAUUGUUUAUCUUUUAUGUUUGUAGAUAUUAUUGUGAUCUACAUCUUAAAUAAUAAUAAUAAAAAUAAA